AGUCUUCCUCCAUGUCAGCAGAGACUCCAGUGACUGAGUCCAGUGUCUGGAACACUCUUAUGCAGCUUGUGACUCACAGUAAGCUAGGAGUGGACAGUCAGGUGCCCAAGCUAUUUGACCUGUUAAUUCACCAACUGGCUGGUUUGGGAGAACAACAACUGGUCAAGAUUUUUGACCAGCUACAGGAGAAACACGCGCGUAAGUAUAUGCUGGAUGCUUUGCCUUUGGUAGGAUCUGCUGGCAGUGUCCAGGCUAUGUACCAGAUCUAUGCGGCACGAGAGGUCUCCCGGGACGAGCUGGAAUCUUGGCUGACAGCUCUCUCUUUCCACAAGCAACCCUCCCUGGAGAUUCUAGACACGUUGCAACUGUUCAUGCAAGAUGGUUACCAUCCGAAAACCUGGUUGGCAGUGAGUUCUGUGGUACACUCGUAUUGUCGGUUAGAUCCUGCAUGUGCAGACACGCCGCAGGUACACAGCUAUCAUGUCUGCACUGGGAGCAGACGUUGGGAGAGUCUUGCAUCUCGACUACAAGAGAACAGCAAGAGACUGUUGUGGUAG
Molecule: messenger RNA, 557 nt
Organism: Homalodisca vitripennis (glassy-winged sharpshooter)
Lineage: Eukaryota; Metazoa; Arthropoda; Insecta; Hemiptera; Cicadellidae
Exons: 3
Coding region: 12-557 (181 amino acids)
Biological process (GO): lipid transport
Molecular function (GO): lipid carrier activity
Source: RefSeq, a predicted model, not a curated record